Coniophora puteana RWD-64-598 SS2 is the source of this 4315-nucleotide messenger RNA. RefSeq lists its product as uncharacterized. Gene Ontology annotation, molecular function: histone binding. Gene Ontology annotation, cellular component: nucleus; condensed chromosome, centromeric region. The transcript is spliced from 17 exons. The coding region runs from base 89 to 4315 and encodes 1408 amino acids. Lineage: Eukaryota; Fungi; Basidiomycota; Agaricomycetes; Boletales; Coniophoraceae. Gene Ontology annotation, biological process: mitotic chromosome condensation; mitotic cell cycle; meiotic chromosome condensation. The record is from RefSeq and is a predicted model, not a curated record.
CGACGAACGGGUUCACGCGCACGUCGAGAAUACCAAGAACCUCGGCUUUUCUGGCGGUCUCAGCCCGCGUCGACUUAAGACGAUCAACAUGUCCAUGUCAUUUGAGCUGCAGGACGAGCUUCAAGAUUUCCAGGACUUGAGCACCUACAGCAUCCCCAACGAACAUGACUUGAGCUCAGAGGAUCCUGGGGAACUACUUCAAGAGGCUGUUGGUGCCGUGGCGGCGUCUUCAGACGCGAUUACCGACCCACAAACGUUCGACAUCUUCCGGAGCAUUCUCAAGUAUGCGGAUGAAGUACCCGGAAUGUACAUGAACAAGCUCUUGGACGCUGUUACCUCUGGGUUUGCGGCCGAACUGGACUCUACCAUUCGCGACGUGGAGCACGAAGAACAGGAGGUGUUCAUAGCCCACAAAAUGCCUCUGGAGAUGUACGCAUUCUUGAUUAACUGGUUCGUCAUUGCUGCGGACAAGGUCAAGGCGUCGGAGGACGAGCCGGCACCAGCACCAACGCGAGCUCGUAGGGGGAGAGGAGGGAAGGCGGGCACAAGUCGGGCAGUGGCAGCAAAGAAAAUCGCCGUCGAGACAUGGAGCUGGGCGGACCAUGUAGAGGGUGUUCUCAAGCUCAUGAGCCGCGCAUUGGCCAAGCUCAAAACCCAUCGGAUAUGGUUGACCACGCCGGAGAGAGAGGCCCUCGUAACAUGCCUCACACGUCCAGCAUAUCACGUCGCCGAGAAUGACCAGCACAUGAAAUCCCAAGCCAUCCGGGCGAACGUCUACCGCGUCGUCUGCCUCGCUGUGAAGCACCACUCCCACCAAAUGGCCGCCCAGGUCAACAUCAUCCAGACCCUCCAGUACCACGAACACCUCUCCGAGCCAUGGGCCGAAUGCCUUCAACUCCUCCAUAGCGAGUAUGACUACUCCCAGCUUGGGGAUGAAGUCCUACGCGACAUCGCCUCAAAGAACUUCAACGCCCAAGACACUCGCGGUCCACGCGCGUACUCCAAGUUCCUCACCCGCCUAGCGGAGCUCGCCCCUCGUGCGGUCCUCAAGCAAAUAUCACUUCUGCUCAACCAUCUCGACUCGGAGUCGUACCCGAUGCGCAUGGCACUUGUCGAGGUCGUCGGCUCGCUCAUCCGCGAGGUCGCAGUGGCCGCGGCGCAGGAAGAGAGCACAAACGCGCAGGCGAUCGACCAUGACAAUGAGAAGCGGAGCCAGCAGAUCGAGCGGCUCUUUGACCUUCUGCUCUCGCGCACGCUCGAUCUGUCGUCGUACGUCCGGGCCAAGGUCCUCCAGACGAUAUCGAAGCUGUGCGACAUCCGUCAGGUCAAGUUCCCGAAACAGCGGCUCAAGGCGACGGAAGCUGCGACGGAUAUGCUCGGUGACAAGGCCGCGAUCGUGCGGAAGAAUGCGCUCGCGCUGCUUACGAAGCUUAUCACGACGCAUCCAUAUGCGGUUAUGGAGGGCGGAGAGCUGAACGGGCCGGAGUGGCAGGUAACCUACAAGAAUGCGACGGCGGAGUUGCAAAGAGUCGAAGGAAAGUUGGGCAAAGCCAUCGAACGCGAAGAGGAGGAAGAGGAAGCAGGUCAGACAGAGGCGGACGGCGAAGAGACGGAUGGAGAAGAAGACGAGGCAAAGAGGUCCGACGACGAUAUGGAAGUCGACGAAGACGCUCAGGAUGGCAAUACCGAGGCAGACGGCUCGGAUGAGGAAGCCAGAGACCCGGACGAUCCGGACGCAACUCCUAGGAAGAAACACAAGAAGUCCAAGAAGCUCAAGAAGAAGCCUCGCAAGUCCGAGCUCAAUAUGAACGCGGUAGUGUCGGAGAACCUCGCAGUCGCAGCGCUGGAGUCGAAUGAAUACAUGUUCAUGAAACGGCGCAAAGAGUACUGCACAGAUGCGCUCGACUUCAUACAUAGGCUCGAGGGCUCUGUGGAGGAAAUCGAGAAUUUACUUGGGAGUUUAAGCAAGGCAGAGGUGUUGGAGGCGAUGGAGUUUUUCCGGGUUGCAUAUGCGUAUCGCUUGGAAGGUGCUGAGAUUGGUAUCAAGCGUAUGGUUCAUCUGAUCUGGAGCAAGGACAACAGCUCGACGUCGGAGGAUGACAAAGAGCUCAAGGGCAUCAGAGCACGCCUGCUAGAGUGUUACAAGAGCAUCUACUUCGAACCUCCUGGGGACCUUGGCCACAAGCAGCAGAUCAACUGGAUCGCAAAGAACAUGAUUGAGUUAACGUACGAUGCAACCCUUGCUGAGCUGACCAGCUUGGAGGAGAUGCUGAAAGCAUUCAUGGAGGAUAACCAAAUUUCGUAUGAGGUCAUUUCGAAACUUUGGCAAGUCUACGGCUCCUCGAGGCAGCUUCCUCGAUCUCAACGGCGAGGUGCCAUAAUCAUUCUCGGGAUGCUCGCUGUCGCGAAGCCAAAUGUCGUUAGCGAGAGGUUAUCAACCUUACUGCAAGUCGGCCUAGGUCCAGUGGGCAGGUCUGACCUCAUGCUUGCCCGAUACACCUGCGUUGCACUGCAGCGGCUCACUGGUAGCGCAAAGAAGGUCAAAGGUUCACUUCAUGACAAAAAUAUUCGUCUCGAGAUGAACCACUCGAUUUUCAAAAAGUUGCAGAAAACGAUCGAGUACCCCUGCCGCUCAAAGGACUGGUUCGGCAUGGCUGAGCAGGCGAUCAACACCAUCUACGCUCUUGGCAUGCAUCCGGACGAGUUGUGCAGUGCGAUCAUCAAGAACCUUACUCGGCGGGCAUUUACCAAGCGUCCUCCAAAGCCAGAGCGGAGCAGCUCCGAGGAAGAGGCGGACGAGAUAGCUGCGGUGCUCGACGAAGAUAAGGCUCCUCAGGAGGAGAAGGGCCAGGGCCACGACGAGGAUGAAGACGAGGACAGGAUGGAUGAAGAUGAGCCGCCUGCGUUUGCGGCGCCUGCGCAGUCGGAAGAGCCAGCGUCGCAGUGGCCCGGAUCGAGUUCACCCAGCCGUUCCCAGCCUCCAAGCGACGACAUGGGCGACGUAUUCCAGCUUAGCCAACUGCUCUUCGUCGUUGGCCAUGUCGCCAUCAAGCACAUCGUUUACCUUGAGCUCGUCGAACGGGAAUGGAAGCGGCAGAAGGACGAACGGGAAGCUGCUGAGAAACUCGCAGCUGGCAAGGGCUCGACGGAAAAAGACUCCAAGGACGGCGAAGAGCUUGAUCAAGUCGCUGGUAACGCGGAAGACGAGAUCGGCGAACGCCUUGCUGGCGUGCGAGAGACCGAGCUGCUUUACGGCCCAGAGUCGCUGCUGGCGGUGUACGGCCCACUUCUUGUACAUGUGUGCGGAAGCCCGCAUAAAUUCAAGAAUCGGACCCUCAAGUCGGUGGCCACUCUUUCCUUCAGUAAAUUCCUUUGCAUCAGUUCCCAGUUCUGCGAUGCGCACCAUCACCUCCUCUUCAAGAUCCUCGAAACCUCGCGCGACCCCAACCUACGCGGUAACAUUGCCAUCGCGCUCGGUGAUGUUGCCGUGUCGUUCAGCACCAUCAUCGACGAGAACAGCAAUGAGCUCUACAAGGGCUUGUCAGAUGAUGACCUCAUCGUCAGGAAGAAUACGCUCAUGGUGCUCACACAUCUUAUCCUCAACGGCAUGAUCAAGGUGAAGGGCCAGCUCGGCGAAAUGGCGAAAUGUCUCGAAGACACAAAUGUUCGUGUUUCGGACCUCGCGAAGCUCUUCUUCAAGGAGCUGUCGACGAAAGAGAACGCCAUCUACAAUAACCUUCCUGAUGUUAUUAGUCAUCUUUCGACGGGAGAGCACGCCGUAGAGGAGGAGAUAUUUCAAAACACAAUGAAAUACAUUUUCACUUUUGUCGAGAAGGAAAAACAAUCGGAGAGCAUCGUCGAAAAGCUGUGCCAGCGUUUCCGGUUAUCCGAAGACCCCCGGCAAUGGCGCGACAUUGCGUUCUGUUUAUCUUUGCUAAACUUCAAGUCGGAGCGCUCGGUCCGGAAACUUAUCGAGGGUUUGCAAUAUUACCGAGACAAGUUACAUGAAGAGAAGGUGUUCGAGCGCUUCCAGGAGAUCCUUCAAAAGGCUCGUUCGAAUAAGGCUGCCAACAAGCCAGAUAACGAGCUCAACGAAUUCGAAGCCAUUCUGGAGGACCACAAAAGGCAAGGCGAGGAGGAUAAUGCCCUGGAACGGAGAGUGGAGGGCAAGAAGGCCGCGGCAAAGAAGAAGGCGACACGGAAAUCAAAUCGCAAGAAGGGUGGAGGGACUAGAGCAACGAGGUCUCGCGCGGAACCCGAGGAGGAAGCUGACGCUGAGCCUGAAGUGGCUGAUGAGGACGACUUGUAUGAGUAA